UUUUUUUCAGAUUUUAAAAAAAAAAUUUUUAACUUCCUCAAAAUGUCAGAAGUUUGGAACCAUUUUUAUAUGGCCCCUAACGGUCUUUCAGUCAACUGCAAUCACUGCGGCAAAUUUAUGAAGCGUUCAGAUUCUUCAACCAAAUCAAUGUGGGGGCAUCUAAAAGCCUUCCAUUCCGACCUUGUUGGGGAAGAAACUUUUCGUCUUAAAAGAACCCGAAGAAUGAGAGGAGAAAACAACGGGGACAGCACCAAAAAAAGUAAAACUUCGAGGCAGAAAAAGCUAAAAAUUGAAAAUUUGGAAAAUAAUACAGAAUGCCAAAAUUCGCAAAAUUCGCAAAAUUCCCAAAAUUCGAGUAGUUGUAGCAGCAAUAUAAGUGAAAAUAAUAGUUCUGAAGAGGAAGGGGAAGAUAAUAUUAAAAAUUCUGGUGGUUUUGAGUAUUGCAGUAGUGGGAAUAGUGGAAGCAAUACUCCUCUAUUUGCUGAAGGGAAGCGGCAAAUGAUUAAAGAAGAAGAAAAUGAGGAAGGAAAACACUUUGAAGUCAAUUCUGCUUUAGAAAGGGGUAAACAACCGAUGGGUACUGCCCUCUCUAUUCAGACACUUUUGAAGUUGGAAGAGAAUGAAGAUGGGAUGAAGUGUCCGCAAAGUGUUGGGGGGAAUGCUGACCAGAAAUUUGAGUUAUCCCACCAACAACUUGUUCAACUCUCAACUCUACAAAAUCAACAAAAUUUGAUUAACAACCAAAACCUUCUCUUUGGGUUACCCACAUCAAGUACCCCUUCAAUUACCUCCUCCCUUUCCUCAUCAUCUACCUCCCCGCCCAAUUUUCCUGUCCGAACAACACCUUCAAAUAUUCAAAAAUCUCCUUCUAACACCCCUUCCCUUACAAAAUAUUCAACUGCUGCUUUAUUACAAAAUCAACAGCAACAAAAAGAAGGCAAAUUGUCUCCAAUACACGGUUCUGAAGCACCUCUACAUUCAAUUAAUAAUUUAAAUUUUGAAAUGACUCAACAACAAAAUUUGCCUUUUGACCCUCAAAUUCUUGCGAGGCUAGAAACUGCUGCUGCAAUAAACCAACUAUCGCAAUUGCAACAACUCGAAAAUAGUGCAAUGCUUCAACAAUUACAGCAGAGAAACACACAAACAAAUGAACAACAGGUUUUGCAACAACAAACAUUAAAUGAAAUGUUUGCCUUGUUUGCUGCUUCAGAAUUGUUUCAACAACAAAAUCAGAAUUUUAACUCAACAAAUAUAAAUCAGAAUUUUCAACAACAACAAGCUUUUGCAACUUGGCUGUGUAACUUGGAAUGGAUGGCAGCAGUGCAGAGAGCACAACAACAACAAACAUCAUUAAAACAAUCAGAACAAGAAAUAAACAAACAACAUAAACAAUGUUUGGAUGAACAUGUUUUGAAUGGAAAUAAAAAUAAUUUAACAACAAAAACAUCCAAAACAAACAUUUCCAAACAACAAAACCAACAAACCCUUUCCCAACAAAACAUUCCCCAACAAAACAUUUCUCAACAAAACAUCUCUCAACAAAACAUCAAUUCUUUCCCUCCACAAACAUUUCAACAACAACAAACAACAUCAGAAACAUUUGCUACAGCAUUACAACAAGUUUUGUUUUCCCAAACACAAUCAGAACAACAAAUGAACAAGCAAUGUUUUUCUGAUUUAAAUAAACACGCGCCAACAACUAAAACUGUACAAAAACGCAAAAGUGGCCUCACUUCAGCUACACUUUUAGCUACACCAACACCCUCAACAUCAGAACCUCCCUCUACCCCUCUUCAAGUCUUAGCUGAAACAGCAUCUUCACUAAAUAAUAAAAUGUUUCCAACUGUUUCUACAAAUGACAGACAACCUUCUCUACCCAAAAUUCCCCGCCAAGAAAAUUUUUCGUUAAAACAGCAGCAGUUAAUUAAUGAACAUCAUUUGGCCGAAUCUUUAGCUGAAUCUUUGGUGCUGUAUGGAAUGCACAGAAUUGCUAUGGAUUUACAACUCUCAUAUUCUGUACAGGCUAAUAAACAGGGAAAAGCUGAAUAUGCUUUUUACAAAAAUUCGGGAGGGAUCUCAACCAUUCAAAGUAUGGUAACCCUGACAGAAUCAACAGAUCAACAAAUGCUCAAUAUUCGAGAAUAUGCCAAUGGAACAAUUGUCUCUGAAGAAUAUUGGCCCAAAAAUUCAGAACCUUGUUCCUUACUAAAUUCUUUGAGAGAUAAAUGCCAAAAAAGAUUAUUUUGUACUUUGUAA
Molecule: messenger RNA, 2256 nt
Organism: Meloidogyne enterolobii
Lineage: Eukaryota; Metazoa; Nematoda; Chromadorea; Rhabditida; Meloidogynidae
Source: the annotation of a GenBank genome assembly